CCCACAACCCAUUUGGAGUCGAACCAUGAAAAAAAAAAAACCAGAUCAGACCCUUCACUGCUCUCUGACCACCCACCCCUCUCAAUUUCUCUCUCUUUUUGUCGCUAAACUAACCUUUCUUCUUUUAUAUGUAAACCCCAAACCCCAACCAAAGCAACUACUACUCAUAACAUCCUUUGCUUAGUGCUAAUGUAGUAUAGGCAUAUACACCAAAACCAAAAAAAAAAAAAAAAAAGUACUCUUUUCUCUUGUACUCUCCGAGAAAAAAAAGAAAUUAGGGCUUUAGAAAUGGAAAUCAAUGGAAGCAAUAGUAAUAGUAAUAGUACUAUUAGUACUAGUCUCGCUUGGGACGUUUGGGAACUCAACAAUAAUAAUAACACCACUUCUUCGAGAAUGGAUUGGACAAGCACUAGUACUAGUACUACUAGUACCGCUGAUGCUACCGGUAACGGCUCGUUCUACGCCGGCACCGGUGACGGCGAGCGCCAGGAGGCCGGCGGUAUGGGUCACGCGCCGCUGCUGAACACGGCGCUACACGCGCAGGCGCUUCAUCAUCAUUAUUAUCGCCACCAUCAUCAUCACGACCAAAACCAAGAGCAACAUCAACAGCUGACGAUGUACGGCGGAGACGGUGGGUCCCACCUCCACCCGGACCCACACCUGGUUUGUCUGAAGCUGGGGAAGCGGCACUACUUCGAGGACGUGACGGCUGCGGCGGUGCCGGUGGAGGAGCGAUGCGUGGCGGGGUUUGCGAUGGGGAAGAAGGGGAAAGGGUUUUGCGGCGGCGGUGGAGGUGGAGGGACGACGGCGGCGACGGCGACGGCGAUGGUACCGAGGUGUCAGGUGGAGGGGUGCCACGUGGCGCUCGUGAACGCCAAGGAUUACCACCGGAGGCACAAGGUUUGUGCGAUGCACUCCAAGGCUCCAAAGGUUGUCGUUUUAGGUUUGGAGCAGCGUUUCUGCCAGCAGUGUAGCCGGUUUCAUGUGUUGUCAGAGUUUGAGGAGUCGAAGAGGAGUUGUAAGAGGAGAUUAGCAGGGCACAAUGAGCGAAGAAGAAAGAGCUCUCAUGAUUCUAUUGCCAGAAACUCUUAUCAUCAUGGACGUGCUCUCUCUCUUCUGUCAUCUAAGACUGAUUCUUGGGUGCCUCCAUCGGACCUCUCCUCGAGAUCAAGUGCCGCGCUGCGCGAGCUCAUCGCUGAGAAUCGCGCGGCCAUAUUGGCGCGGCAGCUCUUUUUGGAAAGGGAUACUUGGCAUUUGCACCACCGCAAUCACCACCAGCAGGGCGAGGACUUAACCUCCGAGGCCCAACAAGGCGGGUUCGGUUCGAACAUCGAGCCCCACCAUCACCAGAUGUUUCCCGAGCCACCGGCACACGGGGGCUGGGAAAGGAUCAACGAAAGCGCCGCGCACGUGACGUUGGACCUCAUGCAGGCUCCGAGCCCGGCUUUCGGGUUUGUCCCUGCUAGGGGAAAAGCCAAGGCUGAGGAAGAAGAGUGUUCUGAUUUGUGGAACUCGUUUCAAGGGCCCAAUCUUGUAUAAUUAUGAACAUUUAAUCUU
Molecule: messenger RNA, 1557 nt
Organism: Morus notabilis
Lineage: Eukaryota; Viridiplantae; Streptophyta; Magnoliopsida; Rosales; Moraceae
Product: squamosa promoter-binding-like protein 7
Exons: 3
Coding region: 289-1539 (416 amino acids)
Cellular component (GO): nucleus
Molecular function (GO): DNA binding
Source: RefSeq, a predicted model, not a curated record